This is a messenger RNA of Erythranthe guttata (spotted monkey flower), 2441 nucleotides long. Its product is annotated as Basic-leucine zipper (bZIP) transcription factor family protein. NCBI's taxonomy places the organism in Eukaryota, Viridiplantae, Streptophyta, Magnoliopsida, Lamiales, Phrymaceae. The record is from RefSeq and is a predicted model, not a curated record. Gene Ontology annotation, cellular component: nucleus. Gene Ontology annotation, molecular function: DNA-binding transcription factor activity. Gene Ontology annotation, biological process: regulation of DNA-templated transcription.
AAAAACAAAAUAAAAUGCGUUUGCAUUGCACGCGCGUUAGAAGAGAUUGUAAAACCCUUUUACGGACAAAAAAAUAUUGCAGACAGAGAGAAUUAUUGCACUAUAAGCUGCGGUGAUAGAGGGAAAAAAAAUGAAAUUGAAAUGAGGUCGGAAUGAAAUUGAAAUGCAGAUUCCAUCCAAAUGAAAUUGAAAUGCAUCACAAAUUCACGCGUUCUUGCGAGUAAAGGCAGCAGUAGUGUUAAGCAGUAGUCAUGAAGUCCGUGUAAACAGUCAUACCAGUCGUCGUCCAUAUUUGUAGAGAGAGAGAGAAACGCAAUUUGCUUUGUAGAGAGAGAAAGUAUACGUACAAAAUACUGUCCCGGUGUAUUAUAUCUGCUAAUCACACGAACCAACACACGCAGAGUGGCUAUACUCCCCGCUCCCAAAUUGUUGAGGAUAAGCUUCGGCUAACUUGCGCCGGCCAUUGAAAUGUUUUUCCCCUGAAUUGAGUGAAUAGCAUCCAAAAAUUAAAGUAGGAGAGUGGUGAAAUUCGUAUCAAAAUUGAAGAAAUGGCCGGCGAUAAUGAGGAAGCUAGUACACAGAGGCUUCAAUCUUCAUUCGGAACAUCAUCUUCACUCCCCAAAUUGCAGCAGCACCCCUAUAAUUUGAUGAACCAGCUAGAAAUACCCCAGCCCCAAUUUCGCGGUCUCGUUCGACACUUCUCCCCGAAUAAUUUCACCUCCGAAAAUUCCAACAGAAGGGCCGGCAUUCCACCCUCUCACCCCCAAAUUCCCCCCAUUUCCCCUUAUUCACAGAUCCCGGUUAACCGCCCCGGUAAUUUCAGUACCAGUCCAGGUGGGCCCUCCCACAGCCGGUCACUAUCGCAGCCCUCGUUUUUCGCGCUCGAUUCACUGCCACCUUUAAGCCCGUCGCCUUAUCGAGAGCUAGCUGACAUGUCCAUGGAGGAAAUGGUGAGGGGUGGUAAUAAUUCAUUGAGGACCGGCGAAACCCUUCCUCCACGUAAGGCGCAUAGAAGGUCCAACAGUGAUAUACCGUUCGGUUUUGUAUCGAUCAUGCAAUCUUCUCCGCCGCUUAUUAAGAGAGAGUUGAGCUGCGACAACAAUGGUGAAGGAACGGGGGAGAGGAAAUUCGAAGGGGAAGUUGUUGAGGAUAUAUUCUCGGCUUAUAUGAAUCUUGACAACAUUGAUGCUUUCAACUCUUCGGGCACAAACGAGAACCGAGAAGACUUGGAUAGUCGAGCUAGUGGGACCAAGACUAACGGAGGUGACAGUAGCGACAAUGAAGCGACUAGUAGUGUCAAUGAAAGUGGGGGAAGUGUGCCGAAGAGGGAAGGGUUUAAGAGGAGUGCUGACGGGGAUAUUGCUCCUACGACUCGUCAUUAUAGAAGUAUCUCUAUGGAUAGUUUUAUGGGGAAGGUGAAUUUCGGUGAUGAAUCGCCCAAAAUGCCCCCGUCUCCUGGAGGAAGUCUCGCAGGUCAACUAUCGCCGAGCAAUUCGAUCGAUGCAAAUUCGAAUGCUUUUAGCUUGGAUUUUGGUAAUGGUGAGUUUACUGGUGCUGAGAUAAAGAAGAUUAUGGCGAACGAGAAACUUGCUGAGAUAGCAUUAGCUGAUCCCAAACGAGCCAAAAGAAUCUUGGCCAACAGGCAGUCUGCUGCUCGAUCGAAAGAGAGAAAGAUGAGAUAUAUAGCGGAAUUGGAGCACAAGGUUCAGACAUUGCAGACUGAAGCGACUACGUUGUCUGCUCAACUUACUAUGCUUCAAAGGGAUUCUGUUGGACUAACGAGCCAGAACAACGAGCUCAAGUAUCGCUUGCAGGCUAUGGAACAACAGGCUCAACUCCGAGACGCACUUAAUGAAGCACUGACAGGGGAGGUGCAACGACUGAAGAUUGCAGCUACUGAACUAAGUGGAGACACCUCGAAAUUUCAGCAGCUUUCAAUUAGCGCCCAUAUGUUCCAGUUACGCCAGCAACAACAAACUCAAUACCACCAAUCAAAUGGGGAUACUUCCGAAAAUGAAUCAAACGAAUAGCCUCUCUCCGAGUACUCUAAAUUCUCAAAGCCCGAACACAAACAAGUUGCUUUUGAUGGGUAAAGGCUAUAUUGAGUAAUUACAUUCAUUCAUUAGUUUUGUACCUUCAACUCUAUACAAUUGAGGUGCCAAACACAUGUUCUUUCUCUACUCUUAUAUGUUUGUUUAUCUCCAAUUUUUUUAGUCGAAAAAAAAAACACUAUAGCAUCGAGCUUAUGUGUGAACAUAUUUUAUCCAACAAAUUGGUUUUGUUGUGUCAAAUUUGUUCCGAUUCUUCCAUCGAUCUCUUUUGAGUUGCCAUUGCUGGCAUGGUGACAUUAUUACAUUUUUUUGUAUAUUGCUCGUCGAUGGGCAACUAUUUGUAACUUCGGAUUCGUUUAUUUUAAUGAUAUCUCGUUAUUAUACAAUCUU